Messenger RNA from Closterium sp. Yama58-4, 1335 nucleotides. NCBI's taxonomy places the organism in Eukaryota, Viridiplantae, Streptophyta, Zygnematophyceae, Desmidiales, Closteriaceae. The record is from the annotation of a GenBank genome assembly.
AUGGGAGCGUUUGACCAGAUGAGCUGGGCGGCAUUGGCUGGCGGGAAGCGAGGCGGAGAAAAGGAGGAAGAGGCAGAUCUGAAUCCAGAAAGUAUUUCAAGUGAUGGCCUUGGCAGUUCAGGUUCUGACGUGGAAGAAGAGGCAGGUUUUGUCUCCCUAGCUUCCUUGGGAACGAGCUCAGAGUUUGUUGUGCUGGAGCAGCAGCAGCAGCAGCAGCAGCAGCAGCAGCAGCAGCAGGCGGAAGUGGUUGAGGUUUCCGCGGGAGAAGAGGCAGGCGUGGUUGCGGAGAAGCAGGCUGUAACGAGCGCAGCCGAGCUGGUUACGCAGCAGCGAUGGGAUGCGAGUGCUACGGAGCAAGAAGGUGCUGUGGCUGCUGCAGCCGGUGCGGUCGGUGUGGAUGGGAAGGAAGGCGGCGAGGAGAUCUCUUUGACUUCUAAUGGGAGCGGUGCAGUGGAGGUUUGUGAUGCUGCUGACGUGGCAGCUGCUGACGUGGAAGCUGCUGACGUGGAAGCUGCUGACGUGGAAGCUGCUGACGUGGAAGCUGCUGACGCUUCUUCUGAAGAGGGUGCGGCUGAUAUCGCAGAGCUAGCAGCGCGUGACUGCUCUUCUACGUCAGCAGCUGUCUGCCCUGCCGACGCAGCUGUCACUGCCACUGCCACAACUGCCACCACUGCUGAGCAAGAGGCUGUAGCGCCAGUGGAACCUAGCGCUACAGCCGACCUUGCUGCAGCUACAGCCGCCACUGCUACAGCUGAUGAGGUGGGGGAGGCAAGGGUUCUUUCAGGGGCGGAGGAGGAGAUGGUGUGGGAGGCAGAGCAGGGGGAGCAGCAGCUUAAAUCCGAGGCUACAGAUGAUGCUACAGCCGGGGGAACGGGUGGAGGGAUGGGCGGAAGCAUGGGCGGAAGCAUGGGCGGAAGCAUGGGCGGAGGCAUGGGCGGAGGCAUGGGCGGAGGCAUGGGCGGAGGCAUGGGCGGAGGCAUGGGCGGAGGCAUGGGCGGAGCCAUGAUCGGAGCCAUGGGCGGACAUAGCCCCGUGGGGAUGGCGCAGAUGGUGGCGGUGGGGGAUGUGCUGGUGGCGGUGGGGGGCGAUGGGGAGGAGGAGGGGGUCGUACAGGGAGCAACGGGGUCGCCAGGAGGGUACGGGCGGUACAACGCGUUCAAGCCCGUGGUGGUGAGAGAGGGAUCAGAGCAGCAAGUGGUGCUGACGCCAGUCAAGCGCUCCAGCCGCCUGCGCAUGGCCGUCAGUGGCGCCACUCCCUCUGUCAGUGGCUUCUCUCAACCCACCAGCAGCUACGCUGGAGGGGGAAUCAACCAUGGUGUCGUCAACCGGCCUUGA